Messenger RNA from Symbiodinium sp. CCMP2456, 528 nucleotides. The record is from the annotation of a GenBank genome assembly. Lineage: Eukaryota; Dinophyceae; Suessiales; Symbiodiniaceae.
AUGACCGACGGAAGCAUGCCACGCCUUCAGCAUCAAGAGCUGGUUUUGACUAAACCGAAGCCCAUUGUCGCGACCGCUGCACUGAAGCGUCGAUGGCCAUCCGUGGAAACACAUCUGCGCAACCCCGAAGGUUCGUCACUCUACGGCUUUAAUUGCACCGUCUUCGUAAAGUGCUUCCACGGAAGCCCGUCGACGCCUCCAGUGCAACCUUUUGCACGCGCAGGUUUCGGGAAAAGUCCGAGGAGUGCGUCGAGGUCCAGCUUUAGAAGGGCUCCGGCCGGUCGGUCCGCCGUUGUUCCAAAGCGCAAGCGCCAGAUUGUCAUUGGAUAUGCGAUGGAGGACGUGCGCAGGUGCUUCACCGAGGUGCAUGGUCGCGGCCCUCGCCUUCUCCUGACAAGACACUGCGAGGACCGCGAGGACUGCAAAGUGAUCUUGGAGGUGGCGGAGACGUCUAUACAAGGGCCUUCUGGUGCUACUGGGCUCUUAAGCGGUCCCGAAAAAGUGGGGGACCACUUCUCGGAUAUCUAG